Molecule: messenger RNA, 402 nt
Organism: Heterobasidion irregulare TC 32-1
Lineage: Eukaryota; Fungi; Basidiomycota; Agaricomycetes; Russulales; Bondarzewiaceae
Exons: 4
Biological process (GO): N-terminal peptidyl-methionine acetylation
Cellular component (GO): NatC complex
Molecular function (GO): protein-N-terminal amino-acid acetyltransferase activity
Source: RefSeq, a predicted model, not a curated record
CUCUCACACAUCGUCGCGCUCGUCCAGAACGAACUCAGCGAGCCAUACGUGAUAUACACGUAUCGAUACUUCCUGCACCAGUGGUUCGCUUUCCCCGCAGACCAACCUGACGUACCCAUUGGCGUGAUAGUCUGUAAGCAGAGCAUGCACCGCGAAAGAUCAAACCGUGGUUACAUUGCCAUGCUCAGCGUCUCCAAGAACUGGCGCAAGCGUGGCAUCGCGAGCGCCCUCGUGCGUCAUUCCAUUGAUGUCAUGAAAGCUAGUGGUGUCGAAGAGAUCGCUCUUGAAACCGAAUACGACAACACCGCUGCGCUCGCCCUGUACGCUUCUAUGGGGUUCGUCCGUGAGAAGCGCCUCUUCCGCUUCUAUCUUAACGGCAAAGAUGCCUUCCGGCUCAUCCUC